Molecule: messenger RNA, 7423 nt
Organism: Labrus bergylta (ballan wrasse)
Lineage: Eukaryota; Metazoa; Chordata; Actinopteri; Labriformes; Labridae
Gene: cdh24a
Product: cadherin-7
Biological process (GO): multicellular organism development; cell morphogenesis; cell-cell adhesion mediated by cadherin
Cellular component (GO): plasma membrane; catenin complex; adherens junction
Molecular function (GO): cadherin binding; calcium ion binding
Source: RefSeq, a predicted model, not a curated record
UGAACCUCGGCAUCCUUUCCCACGUUGGAUCAUUUCAGCUCCGUUAAACCGGAGAGGCAUCACCGGAGCAGCUCUGCAAACAUAAACACGGUGAUCCCGUGCAGCAUGCAUCCUACAAGAGAAAAUGUUAGAAAAGAAGGCGGAAUGAAGACUCACUCUUUGGAGAAGAAACAGAAAAAGGAAGAAGAGACAAAGCAUAAGAAGACAAGAUGGACCGUCAUCUGAUAACCUGUUCAUCAGUUUUUUCUUGGAGAGUAACUGAUCAGUCAUUUUAGCCAUGGCACCACAUAUUGUGCUUCUUCUUCUUUUGUUUUUCAAAGAGGAUAGAAAUGGUGCCGUGCUAGCUAAUGGUGUUUUGGAAGAAGAGCAGGAUUUACCAGUGACAUCAAGUAGAACACAAGCUUUACCUCGUCUGGAGAACUUUUCUGGAAGUUUGGAAGAACUGGCAAGCCCUCAAAAUGUGGCUUUUAGACUUAAUGACAGGAAACGUAAUGAUUCUGACAUUAGGGACAACAUAAGGAGGCAAACAGUCAUGCUGAAACACCCUGAAUCUGCUGCCAAAUCCAUAAAACCUAAACAUAGCCGUGAACUCGCUCUGAACCGCCAGAAAAGAAGCAAUUUGACUAAUGGAGAGCUUGAUGGUGUAAUUAAUGCUCCCAGUCAUGAUGAGACGAACGCUCUUCAGACUGAGACACACUCGGAGGCAGGUGUGGAUGAAGUUGUGCCUGAGAGGACAGAAAGAGGGUCUAACUGGGUCACGGGGGAUGAGGACGGUCGGCCGGAGCUUCAGGCGGAGCCUCGCUCUCGCCACAGGAGGAGCUGGCUCUGGAACCAGUUCUUUGUGAUCGAGGAGUACAGAGGGCCUGAGCCAGUACUCAUCGGACGGCUUCACACUGACAUGGACAGGGGAGACGGACGCACUAAGUACACAUUGGAGGGAGAGGGAGUGGGCUCAGUGUUUGUCAUCGACAGCAACACAGGAAACAUUCACGUCACCAAGUCCCUGGACCGCGAAGAGAAGGACCAGUACCGACUCAUCGCCACGGCUACAGACCGUCAGACCGGCCGAGCCCUUGAGCCGUCUUCUCAGUUCAUCAUCAGAGUCCAGGACAUCAACGACAACCCGCCUGUUUUCCCCAGUGAACCCUACGUCGCCACGGUGCCAGAGAUGGCCAACAUAGGCACGUCCAUAAUCCAGGUCACAGCCAGGGACGCAGAUGAUCCCACGUAUGGAAACAGCGCCCGGCUGGUGUAUGCCAUCACUCAGGGCCAGGACUAUUUCUCUGUGGAUCCGCAGACAGGCAUCCUGCGGACAGCAGUACCUGACAUGGACCGGGAGACUCGUGAUGAGUAUCAGGUCGUCCUCCAGGCCAAAGACAUGGGGGGGCAUCUGGGCGGAUUAUCAGGGACCACCACCGUCACUGUGAGGCUGACUGAUGUCAACGACAACCCCCCUCACUUCAGACGGAGUGCAUGGUCAUUCUCUGUGUCGGAGCUGGCAGCACCAGGUGUGGAGGUGGGUCGACUCACCGCUGCUGAUCCCGAUCUGGGAGAAAAUGCACAGCUGGAGUUUACCAUCCUGGACGCCGAGGAGGCCGAAACAUUCAACAUAACCAGCAGAGACCAAGAGGCUGUCAUUGUGCUCAACAAGCUGCUGGAUUAUGAGACACGCAAUUCGUACACUUUUGCCGUGGAGGUUGCAAACCCUUUAGUAGAUCCCCGUUACCUGAGGAACGGUCCCUUUAAAGACCAGGCGACAGUCCGGGUCAUGGUCCUUAACGCUGAUGAGCCGCCUCGAUUCUCCCAGGCUCGGUACCAUCUGGACGUGUCGGAGAACUGCCCCCCUGUCUGCUCAGUUGGCCGGGUCUCUGCUACAGACCCAGACACGGGGCAAGGCACCAACAUCAGGUACUCCAUCGAUCCCCAGUCAGACCCUGAGGCUCUGUUCCGCAUCGCCUCUGACACAGGCUUUAUCAGCACGGUGAUGGAGUUAGACCGUGAGCAGGAGCAGUGGCAUAAUAUCACAGUCAUCGCCACACAGAGGGACAAUCCAAAUCUUGUGACAAGGGUUGUGGUUGCUAUAGAGACAAUAGACCAAAAUGACAACGCACCAGAGCUGGACCGAGACUACACAACGUCUGUGUGUGACUCCAGUGCCCCCGGUCAGGUAGUUCAGGUCCUGCGAGCCAUCGACAAGGACCAAGGAGGUCAAGACACCCCGGUUCACUUCAGCAUCCCCCCAGAGUCCAGCUCCGCCCUGAACCUUUCCAUUAGGGAAUCUGGAGGUGUGACAGCCAGCCUGGUUCUGCAGUCAGCCUUGGAGCCCCUCCCUGGCUUCUCCUCAUCCUUACUCACCCUCUAUGUGCCAGUUGUGCUUCGCGACGGGGCCUCGGGUCUGACCAACACUGGCACGGUCACUGUGACCAUUUGCCCGUGUCUGCGGGGGGGCAUGCAGACAGAGGACCGGGGGACGCAGAGGGACAGGCGAUGGGAGAGACACAUGGUUUGCCUCCCCAUGCCGUCCUCCUCUGCAUCUCUCAUUUUCAGUCUGGUCACCUUAUUGGCGAUGCUAGCGUGUGUCACAACUUUGCUGGUGGUGUGUGCACUCUCGCUGUCAUUGCGCCAUCAGAAGCGAGACUCCCACUCGCCCUUCGAGGAGGAUGAUGUCAGGGAGAACAUCAUAUCCUAUGAUGACGAGGGGGGAAGGGAAGCAGACACCUCAGCUUUUGACAUCACGGCACUGCAGAGCAUGCACAGAAUGCAGCACAUGCACAACAACAGGAACAUAUGGUACACCCCGCAGAAUCCUCCAAGGGCCAGGACGUACAGCUGGAGUCGUAACCCGCGCCCCAGCUUGAGCCCUCAGCAGCGGCCGGGCUCCGCUCCGCUCUACGGCCGCCUUUGUUACGGCCUCCACACACUGCCUGUUCUCAGAGAUUAUCCAGUCGGACCUCUGGAGGCGGGUGUGCAGCUGACGCAGCUGACCCACAGGCUCAAUGGAGGUCAUCUCGGCAGCUCCCUGGUGAUCCCCAACCAGAACACCUUUGAUCCUCUGCUGCGCUCUCCCGAGAUCAGCACUGGUUGUUAUAAAGCAGAGCACAUGCUGGCGACGAGCAAAAUCACAGACAGACAGGAGGGCAGUGAAGCGAACACAGCCGACACAAAAGAGCAGCAGGAUCUGGCCAAGAUAAAACCGACAGAAACAGAGUCGACACCAGCCGGCGACUCUGCAGAUCUGUCCCACUGUGACCCAAAUGAGUCUUCAUGCCAAAGUCACACCAGCUCCUCGUCAAACCAGCACGAGGGGCGGCCAGGGUCAUCGCAGACCCAGAUCAGCACCGGAGCCACCAGCUGCACUUUGGAUGACAUUGAUACUGACUCUUCUAUUCCCUCUGUUUCUGAGCGAAAUUAUUCAAAUGGAGGUCAAACGAGUUGUGUAAAGCCUCCUGUUUACCUGCCAGGAGACACGUACAGCAUCGUGGGCUCGCUGAAUCCCAACAACAGAGGAACAUGCUCCAACGGGGUGAGCAGUGGUGGCUUGUUCCCGGCGGGGAUGCAGCUACUGAACAUGUGCAAACUCCAGGGGAAGGAUCUGACCUCGCAGCCUUUGUCCUUAACUGGGGGGCUGUUUGGCAACAACACGGGCUGGGCAUGCGGGGCGGAGAGCGCGAGAGGAGAGGCGGCCAACCCGCAGCCUCUCCGGAUGGAAGACCUCCUGAACAUCCGUCUGGACCAGGUCACCUUUGACCUGUCGCAGCCGCCAUAUGACUCACUGCAGACUUACGAGUUCGAGGGUCGUGACUCACGCGCUGAGUCACUGAGCUCGCUGGAGAGCGACGGGGAGAAGGACGAGGGGAAAGUGGUGGGGGGGAUGGAGGAGUUAAACCAGAAGUUUCAGAGGCUGGUGGAGAUCAUUCGAGAGAGAGAGAAAGAGAAGGAGGGAGACGGGGGAGAGACAGGGGGAGGAGGGACUGCUGAGGCGCCUGACGAUGAGACUCAUAAACAAAAGGAGGACGAUGAAAAACAACAACAGAGAUGGGAUUUCUAGUCUGCAAUAAAGGGAAAAGUUAGAGAGAGGAGCGGGGCUGUUGACAGUGAUGGAUUUUCAAAACAGCAGGGUGGAUAAACACACAGACUCUGACAGAAAUCUUCUUGUUUGGCCCCCCCCUGCAGGGGAAAAAUCCAGGAGUUCGACAGCAGAGUGAAGAUUUGUGUUGGCAUCAGUGCACAGUGUAUAGUUUUCACCUCCACUGUCUUUAUAGAAAUGCAUAUGGAUCUGUCACUUUUCACACUGCUCAUGUAGCUGACAUUAAUAAUGCACUGGAGCUUUCAAAGCUUAAAGUUAUGAAAAAUUAACUUUUUUUAAAUAUUGAUUCCGAGCCCUGAAAGCUGCAUUGUUAGAAAAUGGGCCUCAUUAAAUAUUGAGCAGAAUUGUGAUAUUUAAUAUUGAUAGUUUAAUAUGGACAUGCUCUUUGGAAAUCCCUGGAAUUUGAAUGAAACUUCUGAAUUGGGAGAGUUUUAAACAGUACAGUACUGCCACGUGUUCACAGAGUCUGUCUGUGAGUCCGAGUGUGUUUCAUUUCUUUUCUGUAGCUCAGCAAGUCUAAAUGUUCAACACUUCAAUACUCUUAGAUACCAUGUGACACAAUACAGUCUGUUAUUUUAAUGAUCUAUAGUACAUUAUAAUACCAAAGCUUUUUUUUUUUAAUCCGUCUUUUUUAAAGGACAGGUACGCUGGAGAGGAAUGAGUCCAUCAAUCCUCCUCCUGCACACUGUCUAAAGUCACAAAACAUGGGCAACAUGCAUGUUUUUGUGCAAUUAAGAACAAGAAAUUAUCCAAUUUAUCGGUUAGGACUUAUGUUUUUAUUGCUGUUGUAUCUGAACAGGUAUCGUUUGAUUUUUACUAGAGUCGAGUUGAAGUUUUAAACUCUGGUAUCAUGACGACCUUAUCAGCAGGUAGUCUUCAUCACAUCAGCAGAGUCCACUCACUAUUAGGGGGUGUCACGAUUCUGAUUCUUUACAGAAAAGGAAUGGUAAUUAAAAUGUAGGGUCAGUGUUUAAUUCAUUUGGCACAAAACACAAAAGCUGCAGGCUGAAAGCUAAUCUGAGCUUACUGUAGCUUUAGCCUGCAGGUGCACUUUCAGAGACACCCUGGUCACUGCCAGAGUCGGAGAUGUAUUGAAACAACAGAAACAAGUUCAGCACAACCCCGAAAAUCCUCCUGUUCCCUGAAGGCAGCAGUAUGGCAGCAUUUUACCUUCACACUGUGAGAUUUGAUAAACUAGUAUUGUGCUCAGACCAAAACACAGGAAAAGUUUUGUCCAGGUGUGUUUGCAAACGGUUCACUGCUCAUGAGGAAACUCACACAGCUCUGAUUCCUCACUGCCUCCUUCUUUAAAGAUCCUGUGUGGAGUUUUGAGCUGGUUAUGAAACAAACUUUUAAUGAGUUAAUGAAUUAAUUAAUGCCUCAAUAUGUAAGAUGUGUUUACCAAAAAAAACAACAACACCAUCAGCAUAAAGAUUUCUAUGUAGUUCUAUACAAUGCCUGAGACUCGAGGGCUAGGUGUCAGAAGAGGCAACAAAAAGCCUGCUACAGAAAAAUGUAGUUUUAACAUUUUGUAUUUUAACAUUUUCCACAGCAGAUUCUUUAUGAGUGAUAAUAAAGCAGGAUGAGGUUUUUGUCUAGUUACUGUGCACUCAUUGGUCUUGUUGUUAGUCCUGCGUCCCUUCUAAAGAGGCUGUAGCCCUCAAAGCGGGUGGCCUGGGUUUAACCCUUUCCUGCAUGUCACUCUCUACUCCUGAUUCCUCCCCCCUCACCCAACAAAACCAAAAGUUCAUCAUUACCGCGAUGUCAGAUACUUGAGGCUGAGAAGUGCUAAGUUUAGAGACCUGCUAGCUUGAUAAGACUCAACUCACCUUUUCUGAGCCUUUAUCAGAUGGGUACCAUGUACUGGUAUUCAGUUUCACCAAAUCUAUCAAGUCCGACAUUGGCUGCUUUCAGUUUACUAAGGCUGUUUGAAAAGAGACUCUUGGCUGCAACCUAAAACAUUUAAUGGACCCAAAGAACGCUGAAAUAACAACAUGAAGCAGAUUUGUAAAGAAGUUUAUUUAAAAAAAUUAUUUGUCAGGUCUUUCUACAAGACAACCAACCUGUAAAGUGCUUUUUGUAUUAAUGGUGGGUUGUAGAAGGUAGAUUGUUGAGUCUCAGGAUCAGGAGAUUUUCAUGGCUGACUGACUUUUAAGACAGUUUCACAGGAAUGUCUCGCCCAAGUUGAAUUUCUUUGAUUUUUUAACUCAAGCUAAUACAGAGAUCAAGCAAUUAUUUUAUUUUCCUCCAUUCUUCUUACAUAAUUGAGUUCUUUGCAUUCACUGUAUGAAAUGAAGUUGGUGAAAACUGUUCUAGAUGCAUAAAAACAUGUUUUCCUCAGUAUAAAAAAAGGAUAUGGAAAUUACUAUUUAAUUCAUUUCAAGAUUCCUGUUAACGUGCAGCCAUAUCUACUGUGACUCCAACCUUGAACAUUGUGGGCUAGUUGUUUAUUUUCCGCAGCAUAAAGAGCUGAAUGUAAACAGGAUGGAGGAUGUGAUGCAGAUCAUUCAAAUUUCCAAAGAAUGCUUCUAAAACCUGAGUUUAAAAAAAAAAAUCAAAUCCCACGUCUUAAUCAGAAAAUGCCUCAUUUAUAAGACCUCAUUUAGAUAUCCAAUUUUAAUAAGCUGUUUUCAUGGCCUGCAGGAUCAAAUCUUGAAUGUUGUCAUUUCCGGAAUGACAUUCAAAAUGUUAUUCAAACACAUCAGUGCUGAGACAAAUAUGCGUAAAGAGGAUGUAAUGGUGUGUGUGAAGAAUCGAGACACCCCUACUCACUAUGCAAUGUGCACACAGUUAGAGAUGAUUAGACUGUCACUGUCAGAGACGUGUGUGUGCUGUUGUGAAAGUAAAUAAUGUCCAUGUGUAGAUAAACAUCAACUCCUGCUGUAGCGGUCAUUGCUCCACACAGUGGACUCUCCUGUGGGACGGGUCUAUUUACUGGAAUCCACACAGGAAAUGAAGCAUCUGAUUUGCAGUUAUUAAACUGUUGCCGACUUACAAUGUUGCCUCUCAUUUCACCCACACAAGACGAUUAUUUUUAAUUCACUGUUGUGAUUGCUCGUCUAGAAUUAUCUCCAAAGGCUUAUUUAUGUCCCGCGUUUAAAGAGACAGAAUUAGGCAGCAGCCAUUAUGUGAUGUAGAACGUGCAGCCAUUGUUCUGGAGACGAGCCCUGAACACAGAGGAAGCUGCACAACAAUGCUUUUUAAGAUUGUGUUGUGUUAUCCAGGCAGGCUGUCGUCUCACAAUGACUCGUUUCUGUGGCUAUUUCAAAGCUCAUUAUUUUUGAGAAGGUAUCAAGAGGAGUUAUUAAACUAAUGCCAGUAAAUAAUGUGAUCAAA